ACAUUAUUUUGUAAUUAUAUAUAACUAGUAUCAGUAACUAAUCGAAAAUUAACUCCAAAUUUAUUAUAUAUAUUUAGAUAGAAUCUACUGUAAAUUUCGACUUUUAAUAGACCGCUACAAUCGAUAUUGAUUCGACAUCGAUUCGACUUUGAUUUUACUUUUCAUUUCUGCCUGGGAUAUCAUAUCCAUUAAAUGUCAUUUUGCGACGGCAAAAAUAGAACUAUACAAUUGAAAACAAAAUUACUUAUUAUUUAAUAUCCAGUUAUCUAGGAUUUAUAUAUUAAAAUUGGUGAAUUAAUGGAUUUAUCUUUCGAUUAGUUUUAUACGGAUGAACACUGGAUAUACAAAAUCCUUCAUAAAAUAUUUAUACAAAGAAUCAAUUUUUAUUAUGCGGGAGAUGAUUAGUAGUAGUAGAUGGUUAUCUUCCACACACUAUAUUUCUAUUUUCUCCUACAUGGAACGGCAUAAACUAAGCGCUUGGAUUUGCGAAAUACAACAUAUGACAACAUCAUGAAUUAGAAUGAGGAAACUUAUCAAUAUUUGGUUAUAUACAAGGUUGGUAUCUUGCUAACGUGCUUAGCCAAUAAUAAUAAGAAGUAGGAGAUUUAUUUGUGUAAAGUAUUCGUGGUUUACUUUCCUAAAGAUGUCCAGAAGCACAAUGGAACAGGAAUUAGAGUUCACUGACUCAGGUAAAGUAAAAAUAUAUAGCAUUCUAAGUAGAUUAUGUAAUGAUCACAUCGUUUUAAUCAUAUUGAUUUGUUUAGCAUCCGUCACAAAAGCAGAAUCGAUUGAGAAUACGGAAAAUAUGACUAUGAAUCUUACCGAUAAACUUGUUACAAAUUUGAUAACAGUAUACGAUAUUUAUAAUAACUACAAUGGAAGCGAAUAUACAUCACGUCAAAUUGAGAUGCUUAGACAGUUAAAAGAAGAUUUAUACCGCCAUUUUUAUGAAAUAACUAAUUUGAAAGAUCCUAAGUUCGACGAUAUUAUAAUUCUUGCAACGUCUUUUACCUAUAUGGUUUAUAUAAACAGACCAUGGAAGAGGUUGUUAGAAUAUGCUCUUAUAAACGAAUCGUAUAUCACACAAAGUAUGAUAUUGAUAAAGGACAAAGAACUGGAUUGCAAAGCUAUUCUUAUAGCCAUGGCUAAUUGUCUAGAAUUUAGUUAUAUUUAUUUAACCUUGAAUAAACCUAAGAUAUAUUUACAAUAUGCAUAUAAAAUUUUUGAUAUAUAUUUCGCAUAUACGAAAGGCGAAGAUGAGUUUCCUGCUCCUAUCGAUGUUUUAGUUUCUCUGGGUAUUGGAAAUGAAUCAAAUACGAUAAUGGAAUUGCACACAUUGUAUUUGAUUAAUUUACGUCAGUUAUUCGACUUGAGGGACAAUUACAAAUAUAGACAGAUAGAUUUUGAAAAAAUAGCAUUGUAUAAGCAUAAGUUAUUGAAGAAUCUAAUGAAAACGGUACCGUUAUAUAUAGACCACGUUACAUGGGCCUACGAAGUAAUACAUUUAGCCGAAUACUUUAUGUCAUGCGAUCACUUUAAUGAAUUUAAAAAUCAUCUUUGUGCUGCGUCUGUUAUGAUGAUAAGAUUUCACGAUGAAGUAUUUAUGAAAGAUAAUGCAGAAAUAUCCACAAAAAACAAGAAUCUUCAAUAUGACUGUUUUAAAAGCAUUUGCUCUGUUAUUGAAAUGAUUUGGGUGAGAUAUGGACUUGUUAUUCUAUAUUUAUCGAGAAAACGAUUGCAACAAAAGGGAGAAAAAAAUAAUCUUUGUGAAGAAGAUGGAUCUAAAUUAGAAUCCAUAACGCAAUCUAACAAUAAUUCCACAGAAUUACUAAUACUUAUGGAUACAGAAGAAGCAUUUAAAAUGUUUACUUAUAUAGAUUCAGAUAAUUAUAUUACAAAUUACAACGAUGCUAAAAUACUUUUUAUUCGUAUUCUCGAGUUGCUUAAUGAUAUCAAAAGGGAUACAUUUGCUUCGGGAUCUGUAGAAUUUCGUGCAGAAAUUGCACAAUAUACUUCAAGAGCAUACAAAUAUUUUGCGUCUUUUGAACAGGAUUCAAUCAAGCACAUAAAACUACAAAAACGGAGAAUAGAUGUGUUACAAGAUUUUUUAAAAUCAUUAUAUGCAAGUGGUAUAACAGACGAUUACAUUUUUAUAUGGUUUGAAUUGGCAGUUGUUUAUUCUACUGUGGUAGAUAUAAAGAUCAGAAAGUUAUUGGUAGAUAAUCUAACUGAGGAAGAAUUAACCGAAAUUAAUCCAUUAGUUAAAGAUAGUGCAUAUUACCUGUGGUUAUAUUUAAGUAAAUUUGAACAGAAAAAUGUACAGGCUAAGGAAUAUAGUUAUCAAAUCAUGCCUCAUUUUAGUCUAAAGCAUGAAAAAGGCACAAAAUAUGUAAGUUUCAUUAAUAAAUAUUUAAGUCAAAAAUAUGUAUAAAAAUGUAAUGUAUCACAGAUUAUCUUGUAUAGUGUAAAAUAAAAAAAAUACAAAAACAUAGGAUUUUGAAAAAUCUAUGAAUCUAUGAAUCUUUUCAAAAUAUAGUUUAUGCAAAAAGAUUAUUUUAUAUCGUGCGCGUACAAUUAGUAUCAGUAAAAACAGAACAUCAAUUAUAUUACAUCUAUGUUAUAAUUUUUCGUUAAACCAUGUAAAUACAAGAGAACACAUGUGUUAUAUUACAAAUUUACCUGGAUUAGUACAAUUUAGCUGUAA
Messenger RNA from Dinoponera quadriceps, 2704 nucleotides. Its product is annotated as KIF1-binding protein-like. NCBI's taxonomy places the organism in Eukaryota, Metazoa, Arthropoda, Insecta, Hymenoptera, Formicidae. Bases 644 to 2431 code for a protein of 595 amino acids. The record is from RefSeq and is a predicted model, not a curated record. The transcript has a single exon.